Penicillium angulare is the source of this 1782-nucleotide messenger RNA. Its product is annotated as glutamate--tRNA ligase MSE1. The transcript is spliced from 7 exons. NCBI's taxonomy places the organism in Eukaryota, Fungi, Ascomycota, Eurotiomycetes, Eurotiales, Aspergillaceae. Gene Ontology annotation, biological process: glutamyl-tRNA aminoacylation. The record is from RefSeq and is a predicted model, not a curated record. Gene Ontology annotation, molecular function: ATP binding; glutamate-tRNA ligase activity; zinc ion binding. Bases 1 to 1782 code for a protein of 593 amino acids.
AUGCGAUAUCCUCACAGUGGGUUUCUUGCCCGGAGAUCUUGGACAUGCGUCAAGUGCAGGGCCUAUUCCUCCUCAGCAGGCGCACCAGCUCGUAAGGGCAAGAACAACCUUCCCGGUACUCCUGCGCGAACGCGUUUUGCGCCUUCGCCGACUGGCUACCUCCACUUGGGAUCUCUCCGGACUGCGCUUUUCAAUUAUCUUCUCGCGAAAAGAACCGGCGGACAAUUUUUGUUGCGCAUUGAAGACACGGAUCAGAAACGAACGAUCCCUGGAGCCGAGCAAAGACUGUAUGAUGAUUUACAAUGGGCAGGACUGAAUUGGGAUGAAGGUCCUGUUGUCGGUGGCCCAUAUGGAUCAUAUCGACAAUCUGAACGAACAGCGUUAUAUCGAUCCCAUGCUAAUGAACUAAUCUCUAAUGGCCAUGCCUACCGGUGUUUCUGCUCCUCUGAACGACUCGAUUCCCAUGCUCGCCAUCGAAGCCAAUCGGGAUUGCCUCCAGGAUACGACCGGAAGUGCGGAGACAUCUCCUCGGAAGAAUCAGAGGACCGGGCCCAUAAAGGGGAGACACAUGUUGUGCGUCUCAAGGUAGAGGGAUACCCCAUGUUCAACGAUUUGGUCUACGGCAAGACUGGGCAGAACAAGCCAAACACAAGCAAGAUGGACUUUAUUGAUCGCGUAUAUGAUGAUCCAAUCUUGAUAAAGUCAGAUGGGCACCCAACAUACCAUUUGGCGAAUGUUGUGGAUGAUCAUUGCAUGAAGAUUACACAUGUGAUUCGAGGAACUGAAUGGAUGCCUUCUACGCCGAUGCACAUGGCAUUGUAUAAUGCAUUCAAAUGGACUCCCCCAAGCUUUGGUCAUGUUCCUCUCCUAGUGGAUAAGUCUGGACAGAAGCUCAGCAAGCGAAAUGCAGACAUCGACCUCUCAUCUUUCAAGGAUAAGCAGGGCAUCUUCCCUUCGACAUUGGUUAACUUUGCUGCCCUUCUGGGCUGGUCUCAUACACAAAAGUCGGACAUCUUCAGCCUCGAAGAGCUUGAAAAAAUUUUCAAUCUCAAAAUCACUCGCGGUAACACUGUCGUUGCUUUUGAGAAACUCUGGUUCCUUCAGAAAGCGCAUGCCCAGCGCUUUGCCACAACUGGGGGUCCUGGCUUUGAUGACAUGGUUGGUAGAACCUGCACCGCCAUCGAGGAAAGCCACCCAUCUGAGAGCCUAGCUCCACUCUUGCAGGGUCGCACCCUUGCUGAGUAUAUAACGCCACUUCUUCAAGCCGAUGCCAAGUCAUACACCACAGCAUCAGAAUUCAAAGAUCGUAACUCAACAUUUCUCACCACAGAGCUUAACCGAUCACCCUACACGCCAAUUACCACCUCUAAAUCACCAUCUUCCCCAGCUCAAGUCCCAAUGCAAGCACUCCACACUGCUGCAGCGGCUUUGACUCUUGUUCCACCUAUCCAUUGGACGGUUGAAACACACCGCUUCAACAUCAACUCAUAUGAUGGAUCUGAUGCCGUGGUGCGUUCUUCGGAGACUACCGGCUCAGCAGACAAGCUUUUUAAGAAAGAAUUAUACCACUAUCUUCGCUGGGCAUUAUCGGCCUCGGCGCCUGGUCCUGGAAUGCCAGAGACGAUGAGCAUCCUCGGGAGAGACGAGACGCUCCGCAGAAUCAAGGAUGCGAAGGCCCUCACGCAAGACCUUGUUCCAUCUGUCGGUAGACGAGUUCCCAAAGGGGCUCAAACGAUGGGCGAUGACCAAAGCUGGAUGGGGUCGCUGGCACCUGGUUCAUAA